This is a messenger RNA of Spizellomyces punctatus DAOM BR117, 1352 nucleotides long. RefSeq lists its product as hypothetical. Bases 39 to 623 code for a protein of 194 amino acids. Gene Ontology annotation, cellular component: cytoplasm. Gene Ontology annotation, molecular function: phosphatase activity; inositol diphosphate tetrakisphosphate diphosphatase activity. The transcript has 6 exons. The record is from RefSeq and is a predicted model, not a curated record. Lineage: Eukaryota; Fungi; Chytridiomycota; Chytridiomycetes; Spizellomycetales; Spizellomycetaceae.
CAUCUUCAUGCGUUUGCCAUAGAUUUCCACCUUCGAUAAUGUCGGUUCCCCAAAGACACCAUCACGGUCCGCAUCCCGCACCAAUAAACACCCGGCCUUCUCCCUCACACUCUGUAUCGAUUCCGUCGUCGACACCGCCUCCCACUUCUGUAACAAAUCCCUCACCUCCACGGUCAGUUGCCCCAACCUCUCAGCCACCGUCCUCAGCACAGUCAAAACCAGCAGACGCACCAACAAGCGCAACUAUCGCGUCCUUUGGAGACUCCAGCACCAAGUCCGGGGGUGGGGAAGACUUAGCCGAUGAAGAGCUGUAUCCCACCGAGAACUUCAAUAUGGUGACGAAAGGAGUGUACCGGAGCGCUUUUCCAAAGAAAAAGAAUUUCUCUUUUUUGAAGAAGCUUGGGUUGAAGUCUAUAUUAACACUUAUCCUUGAAGAAUAUCCCGAUCAGAAUAAAAAGUUUAUGGAAGAGAAUAAGAUAAAAUUAUUUCAAUUCGGCGUGGCGGGCAAUAAGGAACCCUUUGUAGAUAUACCAGAAGACACAAUAUGUGCUGCAUUAUCGGUGAUACUGGACCGACGAAAUCAUCCAUGUGCGGGUCGCCUCAUGGGAUGCCUCCGUUGUUGAGCGACACGCACGAUCCUUUGCUUACAUUGUCUUCCCCCUUCUUCUCUAUAUUUGCGUGGUAAUCACAGUACUCAUCCACUGCAACAAAGGAAAGCACCGAACUGGUUGUCUUGUAGGCUGCCUCCGCAAACUACAACACUGGUCCCAUACUUCCAUAUUUGAUGAAUAUCGUCGGUUUUCACAUCCGAAGUCCCGAUCAAUGGAUCAACAGUUUAUUGAGUUAUUUGAUGCAACCAGGGUCCCUUUUGACUCAGACUGGCUGCCCGACUGGCCUGAGAUUGAGGGAAUGGCGGCUAGUGCGAGGGCAUCAACAAACAAUGAUGAGUCAAGCGUCACCAGGUGAAGGACGUCUCCGAGGUGCGGUACAAUAAUAAAGCGUGCCAUGUAAUGCUCUUUUAUUUGAUAAUAUGUACAAAGAAAACACACGUAUUAGAAUCCGCCGUGUAAAGCUAAUCGCAAGGAAGAUAUUCCAUGCAAAGAACCACAAGAAUCAUACACUUUCUACCCGUCAUUGUGAUACGGUUGACCUGUUUCUACGCAACAACUUCCGCCGUGAUAUCCGCCAACUCUAGCCCUGCUCUCGAAUAAGCAGACGAGGGCCGAAGUUCUUCGCCUCCUUCCGUCCCUCUCCUAGGACUGUAAUGACCUUUUCCGAUGCUCCGGGAAUCGACUCCAUCUUGGAAAACGCGCAAGCGACUGCGGACCAAAACAAGCUGACGCAGGAGGAGG